Molecule: messenger RNA, 2978 nt
Organism: Onthophagus taurus
Lineage: Eukaryota; Metazoa; Arthropoda; Insecta; Coleoptera; Scarabaeidae
Gene: Usp2
Product: Ubiquitin specific protease 2
Biological process (GO): protein deubiquitination
Molecular function (GO): cysteine-type deubiquitinase activity
Source: RefSeq, a predicted model, not a curated record
ACCGUUUUUAAACCAUGACGUCACGACAAAAUGGCCGACGCGAGGUCUACUGGGUUUUUCAUCCGUUUUUCUGACCGAAAUUGAUCGUUUUCAGUUCGAAUAUUAACCCGAAUCGAACGUAACCCGACACCGAAAAGAACGCCGCAAAAAAAAAUUUUGAAACAAAACCGAUUUAAUAAGGCAAAAAAAAUUGGAAUUAUAAGGAAACUAAGGGGGGGAAAUACGGACGGAAAACGAAAACUUGAUGGAAAAAAAUAAUUAAAAAUUCUUUUUGUGUCGAAUAUAAGGAAAAUAAAAAUGCCUGUACUUUCACCGCAUCGUAACAGCGUCACCGGAGCGUACAGAUCAUCUUUGGGGUCAUCAUCUUUAAAUAGGUACCCCUCAUCAACUUAUACACCUAAUUUUUAUUACGAAAGGUAUUCCACUAGAAGUUAUACGGAUACAGAUGGUAGAAGAAUUUUUUCAAGAUCCGGAAGUAUAACAGAAGAUGGUAAAACGACUCGUUUUUACGAAGAAUCUUGUGAUGGAAAUUUAAGCACGAGCAGGCGCGAAUCACUUUCCCGCGAUUCAGGAAUCGGCUCGAUUCGCGAAAAUUCAAUACUAGAAAGUCGGCGUGAAAAUUCUUUAACCCGAGACCCCUCGAAUCGUUACACCCAGGUCAACGUCGUCGAUUCGUUAUCAGAUUUACGUAUUAAAUACUCACCCGCAAAUUACGUCCCUGCGAUCCAUAGAAACAAACACACCACAACCAACCAGGACCGGAUCUCCCGCUCGAAAAGCAUCAAUGAUAUCGGAAAACCGCCACCGCCCACAACGAACCAAGAGAAAUCUUCGGAGAGAUCUGAAAAAGAUUUGGAAGUUAGAACCGGGGUGAAAUCGAAAACAACACAAAAUAAGGUAAUAAAAACAAGUGGGCUUUUCAAUAACGGUCAUAACGGAGUGAUUGGUGUGAAUUCUAACAAUAUUAAUUUAAAUAACGAUUCGAAUGGUAACGAAACCACGAUUAAUCGAGAGGAAUCCCCGCCGAAACCAGUUUCCGAGUUGAGAAAAAAAUUCGAAUCCAAAUUUUUACAACAAGAUAAUAAAAAUGAAAAUCAAAAUCGAUUAUUGUUAAAAAAUAACACUAAAAAUAAUGACAUUGCUAAAAAUGACACUCAAUCUGUCAAAAAAAAUGACAUAAAAAUUGUCAAAAAAAAAUCCGAAAAAAAUAAUGAUAACACCUUACCAUCAUCAUCAUCGACAACAAUUAAUUCUCAAUUAAAACCGUUAUCGAAAUCGUCACAAAUUAAAGUGAUCGUUAAUGGGGUACCGGCAACAUUAAAAGAAUCGCAAACAAUUGUGGACCCGGAGGACGACGAUUAUGUUACAGAGUCAAAUGGAACGACGGCAACCGAAGAAAGUGCUCAAACUUCGAUUACCAUUUCGAUAAACGACGAUUAUAAUAGUGUAGCAACGGCCCCGCCGGGAAUAUCAUCCAGCUCAACGUCCGUUGUGUUACCCGGUUCGAGUCGAGUUAGUAAUUUUUCAUCCUAUAUUCCUGUUAAAACGUACGAAAAAGGUGAUUUAAAUGGUGGUGAUGUUAAAAAUGGUGAAAUUCAUGAUUUAUCCACCUCGCAACCCUUAAACAGCAGAACCCUAACUCGGAAUAAUGCCACGGCUAGUACAUCAUCGUCGUCGUCAUCCGCAAAUAACAAUCGGGUGUCUUUAGAACGUGACGAAGAGAAGAUUUACGACCGAAAACAAACGUUAUUGGGAGGAGCCUCCCAAGGUGGGGGUCUCAACGGAUUAAAAAAUAUCGGGAAUACUUGUUUUAUGAACUCCGUCAUUCAGUGCCUAUCAAACACGAAACCUUUACUUGAGUACCUAAGGAAAGAUCAAUACGCGAAUGAAAUUAACACCUCGAUUUCGAGUAUGAAAGGGGCUUUGAUUAAAGCGUUCGCUCAAGUUACAAAAGAACUUUGGUCUGAAGAUAGCAUGGAUCGAGUGGUUAACACCGUGUCUUUAAAAUCGCAAAUUCAAAGGUUUGCGCCUCGUUUUAUGGGGUAUGCGCAACAAGAUGCCCAAGAAUUUUUAAGAUAUCUUCUUGAGGGGCUCCACGAAGACGUAAAUAGGGUUACGUCUAAACCGGCUCCGAUUCAUACCGAAAUCGAUGAAAAAUUGAGUGAUAGUGAAAAAUCUGCGGAAUCUUGGCAAAGAUAUCUUCGAAUGGAUAAUUCAAAAAUAGUCGAUAUUUUCGUCGGUCAAUUAAAAUCAACGUUAAAAUGCACCCAUUGCGGGCAUUGUUCGGUUACGUUCGACCCGUUUUGGGAUCUUUCGUUGCCGAUUCCUCAAAAAGUAGGCCCUAUUCGAUUGCAACAGUGUCUCGAUAGUUUUACACGGGAAGAAACUUUAGAUGGAGAUGAAAAACCCACAUGUUCUAAAUGUAAAGAAAGAAGAAAAUGUACGAAAUCGUUUACGAUACAAAAGUUUCCGAAAAUAUUGGUGAUACAUUUAAAAAGAUUUUCGCCGAUGGAGCGUUUUCGAGGGAAACUCUCGGUGACCGUUGAUUUCCCGUUGGAAGGAUUGGAUAUGAGUAAUUACGCGGCGGAUAAUCGCAGCCAAUCAAGAUAUAAUUUAUACGCAAUUUCGAAUCAUAGUGGUACAACUUACAGCGGGCAUUACACGGCGUAUUGUAGACAUCCAUAUUCGCAAUCGUGGCAUGAAUAUAAUGAUUCUAGGGUUUGUUUGAUUUCUCCGAAAAAUAUAAUAAGUGGGGAAGCUUAUGUGCUUUUCUACGAGCUGGAUGGUCAAAAAUCUCAUUUGUAAAGUAAAGGAGGAUACCAUUUACUUGGAUUAUAAUUUUUUCUUUCAUUUUUAAAGAGAUGAACAUUUUUAAUUUGGCCCAAAAGGAGACGCCAUGGCGUUUUUAUUUUUAAAUAUCGAAUUCGAAACGAAUAUAAAUGAAUUUUAUUGUAUAAAAGAGAAGAAAACGGUUGUUU